CUUAAUGCUCACUCAAAAUCCUACAAAUCUGGGCUAAUGCAUUUUAAAUGUAAACCCCAAAUCUCUCUGAAACAUUGUGUUAUGUUCCUUUAUGCCUUCUAUUGUGAUACAGGAUGCAUACAAAUUGCUCUGUAACAGACAACAAGACAGCAUGAAGGCUGCCACAGCCCCUUUUGCCUUUAAAAUUGUAUGGAUGCAGUGGGUAUUGCUACAAAACCCUCUUAGCUGGUCUCAAAAGCUGCGCCUCUUCAUUCUUUCAUUACGAAGACCCAGUGGAUUGCUUACUUAGCACACACCAGAGGCUAUAGAUAGGGCAAGCAGCCACUGCAGCCAGAAAGCCCCAGUACAGAACAAAUGCCAUUACCCUCAACAUGCAGAUACUUUGGAGCUGAAUUGUGCAGAAGAGAGAAACCCUCCAGGUGACAAAACCAUGUGUGGCUGAGAAGAACAGCCACUGCCACUCAGCUGAAAAAGCAAUGCACAGACGCCCUCACCUCCUUCAUCCACCAGCCUGACCAAGGGUGGAUGUCAAGGGAAAUCUCUCCCACCGCUCAUUCUGUGUAUGAUGAUGGUAGCAGUAAGCACAAACCCGGAUGAGGAGAGAUGCAAACAAUGGAGGCGCCAACACCAGAGCCUGCAUAUGUUGAUGUGGACAAAGGACUAACAUUAGCAUGUUUUGUCUUCCUUUGCCUUUUCUUGAUCGUCAUGAUUAUUCGCUGUGCAAAAGUCAUCAUGGACCCUUACAGCGCCAUCCCAACUUCCACAUGGGAGGAGCAGCACCUGGAUGACUGAAAGGGACACUGCGGGAAGCUUUCACAGCACAAUCUGGAAGGCCUUUUCAUUCAGAGAAGGUGAAUGUAUAUUAAACCGAAAUACAGAGUGGUGCAAAUACCUCUGACAGCAUAUUGGUUAAAUUUUCUUGCAUAGCAGGUUGUAGACAUCAUUGUGUCCCUAUUUGAUGGUACAGCCUAUUUGUGUUAUAACCUUCACAUAUUAACAAGAGAAAUUAUGAUUGUAACUUGAAUAGCACAAAAGCUUUCUAGGCAAUAAGGCUCCCUUAAAGCUUCUAAUAUAAACCUCAACCUGGCAUUCUUCUUCCUUAAGGAAUAUUGUCUGUAUUGUUUCCAAUAAAUAAGGGGAUGGGUAGCUAUCAGUACUUGGAAAAGCAAUAAGGGCAUUUGAUCUUUCUUUGACAACGGGUUGCUUACAAUAUGUUUGUCAGUUAUUUUUGUGUGGUUCUUAAGGCUAUGAAAAUGCCAGACCUUAUAGGUGUGCAAAGUCUAAGACUAUGUAAAAUGCCACCAAGGUCUCCUGGGAAUUUCUGCCCCUGGGAUGUCAGGGAAUGUAAGUCCUAAAGAGGUAUAUACGGUGGAGUAGAGAGAUGUGCACAAACUUAUUCUUGACUAACUGAGUUCUAGGCACACACUUCCCCUACAGUAUUUUAGAAAUGUACUUCCAAGAGUCACGAUUAUGAAAUACACAAAACUUGUGACAAUUUUCAAAUGAUCAGAUGUACAACAGAUGUCCCAUCUUUUAUUUACAGUUGUUAAGAGUCAGCCUUGCUGCUACCCAUCUGGGUUGCACAAGAUUAAAGGAGCAAAGGCAAGAGAAGAAGAGACAUAUCUCAGAACUAGCUACUCUAGAUAAGAUGGGGUUUUAUUUUUCUACUGGUCAGUAAGAAAGAAGAGUAUUUAGCAACAAAUUAUAACAUGCAUUCUGCCAUGGCAAAAUUAAGUACUUUUAAUAGAAGAACUUUUCACAAAAUUGUAAUAUAAAUAUCUGCCCAAUUUCCCCCGUUAACCAUUCACUAAUUAUUGCAGAUAAGGAAGAGAAAGGGAUUCAAAGAGCUCCCAGAUUAUAUUGUGCAGUUUUGAGGUUUGGAGGGAAAGGAAUUCCCUUCAAAAAUAAAUCCUAGGUUCUAUAUUCCCUGAAGACUUUCAAUCCUGUCUCUAUUGCAAAAAUUCACCCACAGCUGCCUUCCUGCAGUGACUACAGGUUUUGUUCAAGGGAGUCCAAGGAACUACUGGAGUAAUAAGGAGUUUACCCUACAGGAGUCAUCCUGCAGAUUCUAGGUCUCAACUAGAGCAGUCAUGGGUGCAUCCGUGAAGAACCAGUUUCCACCAAACCUGGAGGUAUCCAGCUACUCACACACAGAGGGGGGUAUUUAGCUAUUUGCCCCCUAUAUUCCCAACUCUGUGACCAUGCUGCCAGGUGCCCUUCUUUGAUAAGGUUGCCUCCAUGUGGUAGGGUGCAUUGUAUAGGAAGGGGGGUAUCCAAUGGUUGGAGCAAGGAAUUAGGAAUCAGGGCUCCUUGGUCUCUAGUCUCAGCUCUGUCACAGAUAUGCUACAUGACCAGGCAAGUCACUUCAUUUCUCUGUGCCUCACUUUACUCAUCUGUAAACUGAGCCACCAUAAUAUCUGCCUGCCUCCCACUGAGCUCUGAAGCUUAAUCAAUAUCAGAAAAGCACUUGGAGAUCCAUAAAUAAGAAGCACUGCAUAUAGGUACAAAGUAUUAAUUUAUUGUAAUUAUUUGUGAAGUUGGAAUAAAGGGAUUGGUUGAGACACAUUAUAGGGUAGGUUAAAUUCCCCCAUUUCAGAGGAACCCCAUAAGAUGCUCUUCACCAUUUAGCCCCUGCCUUAAGUACCAGAUUCUGCUGUUCUUACUCCUGGUUGUUAGCACCUUGCUCCAUUAAUCAUCCUGUUGGUUUCAGAAGGAUUCUUUGUGGAGUAAGAUGCUAUUCCACAUGACUAAGGGCAUCCAAAUCUGGCUCUAAGAGGUGUGGAGAGUAUUGUGCAGAACUUCUGCACUGGGAUGAAUUUCACCCUCUGUUCAUUUCUGGUGUUCAUUUGGGAGAAAGAAGUUUACUAUAGAUGCUAGGAUCUACCUGGAUAGUGCAGCUCUCUUCCCAGCUACCUGACCUGGUUCAAUUACCCAUUGCCAGUAAUUUAGCUGACAAGUUUAGCUCUUGUUUCUGUUGGCCAGUUGUGGAUUUUUACAACGUGAACGUUAUUCAACAUAGUGUGUGCAAACAAAUUGCUGUCUAUUUUGUUCCUGGCUGGGGCACUACGAGCAUCUCUUUACACUAUAUGAGUUAUUGCCUAGGUCACAUGGUAUUGUUUCUGCUCCCUGACUGGGUGGCUCAAUUUUGUCACCCAUAGUCAUGUUGAAUAGUAUCUUACAUUGAGUUUACUGGGACUACUUGCAGAGUCCAACAAGAGUAAGGGGAACAGAAUCAGUCCCUUGAUUGGCAAGAGUCACUUUUUUGUUUGCGAGUUAUCUGCGCGCCUAACUGCUCAGCCAAUCGACAGUGCAAAUGAGGGUUGUGAUAGCCAUUUUCAGUGUGAACACUCUGGUGAAUGUUUAUCUGCACCCAUGAUACUUUGGCUUACCAUAGGGUCACAAACAGGACCCCAAUCCAGCAAAACACGUAACCACCUUAGAGCUGCUGUUUAGGAAUUCAACACAAGGGACGCUAUCUAUGGAUAUGUCUAUUUUCUACUAAUAAUGCAUUUCUGUUUCAGCUGUAACCUCCCUGAUUCAUCCUUCUGUUGGUAAAAGGGGAAAUCCUCAUGCUUAGGCUUUCCAUAAGCAUCUACCCAGUCAUCUAAGACCUUUCCAUUUGAAGUUCAUAUCUACACACAGCUAUUUCAUUUCUUCACUGAUCAUGCAAACAUGACCUGAUUUCUAUGCAUCCCAGUCUGCUGCCACCUCACUCGCAUAACCCCCAGGUUUCUUUGGGGCUAUCUGUAAAAGGGAAUGCUAACUUCUGUGUCAAAAGCAAAAACACUCUUUAUUUCUUGCCUUCUGAGUGUCAAUUUGGCAAUUUCUCACCUGUCUUUUAAUCAGCACACAUUAUUCUAAUGCACACAUAAUCCUGAUCCUGCAAUCCCAACGUCAUAUAACUUCCCUUGAAGUCAAUAGAAGUUUUGCGUUAGAAACACUGCAGCAUUGAGCAUAGAUAGUAAUUUAAACUGCAUGUAACAAGUGCCUCGGCUACUCUGUUUUAUUUUAAAUAAUUAUUCUCUACUUACAAUCAGCAAACCUACUCAUCUUGUAGUGAAUGUGUUUAUCUAAUACAAUAAAUGGCCUCAGCACAGAACUUGUUCUUGUUUUUUAAAAGUAAGGCCAUCCUGGUUCUCUCCUGGUCUUCACAAUCCAUUCUGCUGGUCUCUACUGUCUGAAUUGUUCAUUGGACUGUAAAGGACUAGAUUGUAACUUUAUCCUCUACCCAGAGUAAGAGGUGGCAAGUAGAGCAGAGACUCAGUCACAAUUCCUGCCUCUUUUGUCCAAGAGAAGAGUAAGUUGCUUCACUCCUUUUCAUAGAGCAGCUUCACCCCCCACAGCUACUAUGGCUGGCAAAUGGGAGCGCCUCCCACUGUCCCCAUCCUUCUUUUCCAGCUUGCUGACAGCCCAGUGUGUCAGACAAGUAGCCAGUGCUCUCCACACCACUCUGGAGUCACAAUCUGAGCAGGGCCAAGCCAGGGGAGUCAGAGGGAACCAAUUCCCUUUUAGCCCCUGUGUAUGUGAGUAAGGGCUGUGGCAAUCUAGCCCGAAGAGAGGUGUCCCCAUGGUGGAAUUAUGGGGGAAAAUUUUGUGGGCCAGAUUUUCAAAGCUGGGGUGAACUGGAGCACAGUUGUUCUCGCUGCUCCUGCAAAAUCCACCUUUGUGCAUGUAGCUCGCCCACGUAAUCACUGUGUCUGCACUAACAAGUGGCCAGUUGCAUGUAUGUGCCUGUCCUGAUGAAACUGCUGCACUCGUCUUUGAAGAUCUGGCCCUUUGUACCUUGAUCCUUUGCAAUUUUAACCCUAUUGCAUAACGGGGGAGGUGUGUGGACAAGGAUUCUAAGCAGGUGCAAACUCAAUUAAUGUACCAUCUAAAAUAAUCACGGUACAGAGAUUCUUUUUUGUUCCCCUGGUUUCAUUUAGCAAAAUCAAUUUGGCACCAGUGAAACCUGCAACUAUGACCACUUUGUUUUACACUGGCAGGAUUACAGCUGCAGGACUUCUAGAAUUCCCUGAGUAAAUCUGUCACUGCUCUUUAAUAGCUAUACAAGAAACAGGAGGUUCACAGCACAUAACAGGCAGCUACAAAUCCUUGCCUCUGAAAUGGUCCCACCGAGAAUGUGUGAAGUCCUGAAAGCUUUGGUUAAAAAAAAUUAAUGUUUGCACGACGGUCUGGCUUCACAGGCUUAACAAGGGGAGAAGAUCACAGAACCCAGUCAAACGGUGGGCCUUUAACGUUUCAACGUGCAAGAGAAAUUGAAUAAAACAAUGCAUUUGUGAGCUGUGGAACCUCUGGCUUUUCUAAGCCUACCUGCCUUUCUCAAGCAACAGCAGUGACGGGGUAAGAUCAUCAUUUUAUGCAGCCACUUCCAGAUGGCCUGUUCACCAGAUACAUAGAGGAGAUCUCAGAGAUACUGGCCUCUAAGUGUUCAUAAGUAUGGGCUGGAGUGUUCCUGCAUAAAGGGACAUGGAAGGCGGCAGCUGUAGACAGAGCCCCUUCUCCCUAUGCUGGAGUGGGAGAGUAAUUACUACCAUCCCCCUUUCCCUAGCACAAUACAGGGGUUCACACACAAGGAGCAGUGUGGGGAUUGGAGUUAGAGCAGGGGAGUGGCCAUUCUCUGUAGCGCUGCUCCCUGUAGACCCUAUAUGGAAACCAUGAGGGAGCUAAUUCUGUCCCAAGAGGUCCUAUGACCUCUAGGUUUGGAGGCCAAACUUUCCCAGGCAGCCAUUCUGAUGUCCCUUCCCCAAUCAGCUGUGUAAGAGGGGUGCUGAGCUGACCUGAUGUUAAACCUUGGCUCGCGGGGUACCCUGUCAUGUAGCCUGUCCUAAUGAUUAUUCUGCAGCACUAUGGUAUAGAUGCCUAAGCCCCUGCAAUUGUUUACUUUGGACUGAACUUGUAGUGAGUAACGUUUGAAAACAAGGAACAUUUUGGGGGGAAAAUAUUGAUGCACAUUUAACAUCCACUGAAACACAUCGGCUUGGGCUGGUAUGUGCUCCAUGCGACCUGCCCAACAACAGUAUUUCAUGCUAUUUUCACCCUGGAGAGGAAACCCUUUGAAAGUACUUUCUUGCAGGUUGGUGACAAACAGGUAAAUUCUUUCCUGUUGUAAAUGAACCCUAUUCCUGAAAGACUCAAUGGAAUUAUACUUGUUUAUAUCCGCAGUGAAUCUGCAGGGAACUGGAGCGGGAAAUAUGUGGCUGAGUUUGCAACAAAGACUCUUAAAGAGAAAAAACAGUAAGAUUUAUAAGCAUAUUCUAGCAAGAAACAGAGGUUUGAAUCCUCUGAGUUCUCAUAACAGGCUCUAUAGCUCUGAGCUAAAGAUCAGAGCUUGAGUGAACAACCUGAGUCACUCUAAAUGCAUUUAUGAGAGAAGUAACUAACCCUGAAUUUACAGAACAGAGACCUUGUCCAAUGCUAACUUACAGCUUUUCCUGAAAGAAACAGAGGGAUGUGCAUGAUGCCAGCUAGGGAAUUACAACAGCAGCACAUUCCUGCUGACUCAGUGUGGGUCUGAGAGGGUAACUCAGUCCCCCACUGCUUGAGGCCAAUGAGCAAGGCUAGUGCAGGAGUUGCAAGCUUUGGUGAGGAGAAUGUGUACUUGCGCUCUGGACAUCCAGAUGCCAUAAGAGAGUCUUGAUUUAUGCACAUUGCAGGCUGCGUAGGUUGAAGUCUCUAUCGUCCUGAGAAAGGGAGAUGAAGCAGGUGGCAUCGAAGCAUCUGGCUACCUGUAUUAUAUAUGACAUAAAUGCAAGGGGAGGAGAGGAGCUGUCCAGUUGCAUCUCACACUGGUCUGACUUUUAACAUGAACAUGGUAAAUGGACUUUGCAAACACUGCAGAGCCAGGACAACGUAUUUAAUCUGUUUAGUGGCCUCUGGUGCCCAUUAAAAAUGGUGGGGCUGCAAGAGGGGGAGAGGCACCAGUGACCAUGCAAGACAUCCCUAGCUUUAGUUUUAAGAGACUGAUAAGUCUAUGAGCAGGAUUAUCUGAUGAGGCUGCCUGUGAUAGCAGGGGACUGGAGUCAAUGGCCCAGGAGGUCCCUUCCAGUCCUAGGUAGCCCUCUACUUUGCCUUGUGGAGCAGAACUGAAAUAGCUUCACAAAAGCCUGUAUUCCUGGCUCUGAGCCGCCGCCCUCUGCUGCCUGCAGUCCAUAUGUCAUCAGUCCGGUGUAGCACAGCUUCCAGCAGCAGGAGCAACUUCACCAGGAGCUCUCCAGUGGCAGCAGGCGGUACUGCACCUUGCAGUACGUCCGCCACACAACAUGGAUGUGAUGUGACUGGCGGGGCUUAGCUCCAUCGUCCCGGAAGGAUUAGCUGCCCCUACAGCUUUGCGCUCGAGCUGAUCACACAUAGCUUAAACCCCACACACCUUUUCACAGCUCUGUCCUGCUUCCUUGGAGGCACUAGACCCAAUUCUGACAUCACCUACACCAGUUUUACACAGGCAUAAUUUCACUUGAAUUCAAUUCACUCCUGAUUUAGAAAUGCGUUGAAUCAAAAUCAAGCCAGCUACCUAUACAAAAAGCCCCAUUUCAGCUGAUUUCUGGAGAGUCAGCACUCAAUGUCUUUUGGGGCUAACCUAGGUUGACCCUGGGGAUCUCUGCUUCUGUUACAUAGCUCCAGCCCUGUGAGAGUCCAAACAGCCAGAGAGAGAGAGAUCCAAUUUCUCCUUGUCUGGGAUUAUUAUCCCUUCCACCUCAUAGUCCAAACUGAUGGGAUGCGUGUGACACUGCACCCCAUAUUCUUCAUCGUGAUAUUAUUAUAUGAUAUGAUUUAGCAUACUUAUGAUGUAUUUUAUGCAAGACAGGUCAUGUGAGGUGUCAUUGGAAAAGUUAUGAUUUGGUGAAUAUGAUUAUCCUAUAUGUAUGCAGGAAUCAUUUUUGUAUCUAAAGUUAGGAAUAUUGACUAUGUAUCUGUAUUUCAAUUGUGCUUACACUGUGUGACACCCACAACUAGCCUUUCUGGUACAACCAUGAAGAAGCCAGACAGUGCUGAUGGCCCAUCAACAAAUACAACGAACCCUGGAAGAACUUAAGGUUCCUGUGAACAUUCCAGACAGCCUGUAAGUAAUGGCUGCUAUGACUCUACAAGGACAUGUGACCAGGCCACCUGAUUCUGGACUCCAUCUUGGGAUGUCAGUAUUUUUCCACAAACCAGUCUGGGAACCAAGUUUUGAAACAAAGGGUUCCUGCCAUAUGCUAAAGCUAUAUAAGGCAGGGAGUGACAUCAUCUGUUGUUUUUCACUCCUCACAGAAGAAGGCUCCUGGAAACACCUGAGGAACAAAGACUAAACUGGGGGAAGUGCUAGACCCAGGCUAAAGGGAUGUCUAGCCUGUGUAUGAAAGAUCUGGGAAUUCCAAGCUCCAAAGCAAACAUGGCCUUUGCCUUAAGAAUCUACAAGUCUGCCUGUACCAUAAGUUUGGAUAUGAAUAGCAGAUUCUUACCCUAUCUAUCUAGUAUAUUAAGCUUAGGUUGCAUUGUUGUUUAUUUGCUAGGUAAUCUGCUUUGAUCUGUUUACUAUCACUUAUAAUCGCUUAAAAUCUAUCUUUUGUAGUUAAUAAAUUUAUUUUGUGUUU
Molecule: messenger RNA, 8576 nt
Organism: Chelonia mydas (Green sea turtle)
Lineage: Eukaryota; Metazoa; Chordata; Testudines; Cheloniidae
Gene: CTXND1
Product: cortexin domain containing 1
Exons: 3
Source: RefSeq, a predicted model, not a curated record